Molecule: messenger RNA, 1121 nt
Organism: Ilex paraguariensis (yerba mate)
Lineage: Eukaryota; Viridiplantae; Streptophyta; Magnoliopsida; Aquifoliales; Aquifoliaceae
Source: the annotation of a GenBank genome assembly
AGUUUUGAAGGCAAGAGAGCUCUUCUUCGGUCUUGUUGCUUUCUAUCCUAAUUACUUCAACAAAGAAAAAACAGCUUUAGAGAGAGAGAUGGAGAUGAUGUAUUAUCAGUUGGCAAGGUCGUCUUACCAGGAUUCGUUGAAAGUUCUUGAGGCUGAUAUACAACAUGCUAAUGCUUUAGCUGCUGCAAUCCCUAGAGCAAAGGGUGGGACACGACUUCAAAUGAAAUUGGUCUACAAUCAUUUGGCACCCCUCUUUUUCUUUUUGCUCCAAUGGAUGGAUUGUUCCUGCACAUGUUUCUUUCCCAGAUAUCUAAAUCUUUUCCACAUACUUGUAUAUAAGGUGGACACGGAUGGGAGGCCGAAAAUAUCUACACAUGGAAGGAAAGCAACAAUUAAAGACUUCUAUGCUGUUAUAUUGCCAUCUCUUAGGCGGCUCCAUUGUGACCUAGUGGAGCUGGAUAAGGCUACAGAUGAUGAUCCUGGCAUGGAAAUCAUUAGCAAGAACAAAAUUGAUGGAGAGAAUGGAGUUGCCAACAACGAUUUUGAUAGGGAAGAUGAAUGUGGGAUUUGCUUGGAGCCAUGCACCAAAAUGGUCUUGCCUAGUUGCUGUCAUGCGAUGUGCAUCAACUGCUAUCGUGAUUGGAACACACGAUCAGAGUCCUGCCCAUUUUGUCGAGGUAGCUUAAAGAGAGUCAAGUCAAGAGAUUUAUGGGUUCUCACUUGUAGUGAGGAUGUGCUUGACACCAACACAAUUUCCAAGGAGGACCUGUUGCGCUUUUACCUAUAUAUUAAUAGUCUGCCCAAAGAUUACCCAGAUGUCCUUGUCUGGACAUAUUAUGAAUACCUAAUAUGAUCUGAAGUGAAUGAGAAGAAUGUUGUACAGACAGAAAAUGCCGACCGUCAAAUGUAUAUAGAGUCUGGUAAGAAAACUUCACUCAGAUUGUUACCCUAUGUAACAAGUUAUUGAAUUAUAAUUUGUGGUAUCUAUGUGGGAUACCUUCAUAAUGAUAUCGAAAUAAAAUUUAUGAAAAUUGGGUCCACACUUGUAUCUUUUUUCUGCUCAAGGUGCAUGAGAAUCUGAAAACUUUUAUUGGCAAAUACCAAUUUUUGUCUUUUCUUUU